This is a messenger RNA of Xenia sp. Carnegie-2017, 1915 nucleotides long. RefSeq names its product nuclear receptor subfamily 2 group E member 1-like. Gene Ontology annotation, cellular component: membrane. The transcript has 3 exons. Lineage: Eukaryota; Metazoa; Cnidaria; Anthozoa; Malacalcyonacea; Xeniidae. Gene Ontology annotation, biological process: G protein-coupled receptor signaling pathway; cell differentiation; regulation of transcription by RNA polymerase II. Bases 554 to 1636 code for a protein of 360 amino acids. The record is from RefSeq and is a predicted model, not a curated record. Gene Ontology annotation, molecular function: neuropeptide Y receptor activity; nuclear receptor activity; zinc ion binding.
GUCAUUUCAUACGAAUUUUUUGAAUAGUAAUAAGGAUAAGACAAAAUAUUUCUUUCAAAUUACCGCCACAAGUUUUUUACCUUUUUUUUAAAGACCAUAAAUAUGGGUCACCAUGAUGAUAAACUAUAUUUGUUUGUCAUUUUCAUGUAAUUUGAGAUAAACAAGCAGUCACGAACACUGACUAAGUUUCAGCCAAAAGCCGACUAAUUUCAGAAUUUUGUCAAAACCUGCAAGAGACGUAAAACAAGAUGUUAAGAAGAGAUUGUUGUUAAAAUACUGUGUAUCCAGUCAUGCGUGCAUCAGACAUCGCGCUAUGAACAUUUAAAUUAUAAAUAUUUAAAGUGUUGAUACAAAAUCGUGUUUUCUCGGUAAGAAAGUCAAUGAUUAGUCACUUGAUUAACUUGAAAUAUAAACUAAAAUUGAUCAUUUGUUGUAUUGACCUGAAUGAUGGUUAUGUUGUAAUCCAAGAUUUGUUCAACGCCUGGCAGGAGAAUUUCAACUUGCGUUGAUGUAUAAAAAGAAGAACUUAUUUGUAUGGUGAAAACGUUGAAAUAUGAUUGGAGAAACACUGGCAUCGAAUAAUAGCAACCACAACAACACUGACGAUUUUGUACCACUUGGUGACAGAGAAUGGUUUAUAAUCUUAAAGUAUUCAAUAUUUUGCAUCAUAUUUCUAAUUAGCUUAUUUGGAAAUAUUUUGGUCUGUUUCGUUGUUUGUCGAAGAAUGAAAGUAAAAAAUGUGACGAAUAAUUUCUUAAUGAACUUAGCCAUAAGUGAUCUACUUUACACUUUUACUGUUCCAUUUGAUGUGUAUGAGACUGUCAAAAAAACUUGGCCCUAUGGAGAAGUUGUUUGCCGGUUUUUUUGGCCAUCACAAACCAUUGCAAUAACAGUUUCUGCUUUUACUCUUACGGCAUUAAGUGUGACAAGAUUUUGGGCUGUUGUGAAACCGUUACGUCAACAAUUGAAGAUGAAACAAUCUAUUUUAGUUAUUGCUAUGCUGUGGACUUUAGCAAUCUGUACUGUAGUGCCAUAUGUGCACUUUUUACGGUAUAAGCCCAUACAGAAGACAUGUGAGGAAGAAUGGCCUGUUUUUAAACACAGACAAAUGUAUACAUUAUCUUUACUACUCAUACAAUACGCUAUUCCACUAACAAUAAUUUCAACGUGUUAUCUAAAAAUUGGUUUCGAGUUAACGCGAGGACAAACUAACACAACCAAUCGAUCAUUGGCCAGAGCUCGUAGCAAAGAAGCAAGAAGAGUUAUCAAAAUGCUUGUGAUAUUAACACUUGCAUUUGCGAUCUUGACUCUCCCGUCUGCAAUUAUGUGGAUGUGGAAUGAUUUUGGUGGAGCUGGAGAAAAAUAUUCCCAUUUUUAUGACGUUCUUGGUGUUUUAUACAUUUUAGACUUUUUAAGUUGUGCGUCAAAUCCUAUCAUAUAUUCUUUCUGCAACGAAAGUUUUAGUCGGGAAUUUCGAAGACAAGUGGGAUGCAUUAUUCCUGGUUUAUCUCCAAACCUUAGCUCGGAAACAGGAAAAGUUUCGAUGAUGACAUCUUCGGCGUCCAACAAUAGAAACACGAGGGAAAGUUUGCUUGUUUCUGCAGAUAUUAAUCAAAACAGUACGACUAAAGUAUAAUAAAUCAAUGGUUUAUUUCCUAUAUUAUGCAUGUAUUCUCACCACAACUUCCACUGUGAAAUCGUACAGUAAACAUCUGUAUAUUCAAGAGAGACUGCGACACAACUGCUUUGCAUGUUAAUGUUGUCACGUAACUUCAUUUCAAUUUAACUAACAGUUUAUCUAAAAAAUGUAAAUAUGAUUCUACACAAAAAAUGUCUAAAACAUUUGCUUGCUUUUUUUGUCGCUAACACUUGUAUAUCAUCAGUUUGAAAUCAUAAUAAAGAUUAACAAUAUUUA